Humulus lupulus (European hop) is the source of this 624-nucleotide messenger RNA. RefSeq lists its product as uncharacterized. NCBI's taxonomy places the organism in Eukaryota, Viridiplantae, Streptophyta, Magnoliopsida, Rosales, Cannabaceae. The coding region runs from base 1 to 624 and encodes 207 amino acids. The transcript is spliced from 3 exons. The record is from RefSeq and is a predicted model, not a curated record. Gene Ontology annotation, molecular function: RNA-DNA hybrid ribonuclease activity; nucleic acid binding.
AUGUAUUUCUCUCCCAAUACACCGGAAAAUUUGAAAGACUUCUAUGUCUCGAUUUUUAAGAUGCCCAUUACACAUUCUAUCGAGAAAUAUUUGGGUCUUCCCAUGUUAAGUGGUCGAAAUAAGUCUCGGCUUUUUGCUGAUAUUAAGGAGAAGGUUUGGUUGAAGCUCAAUUCUUGGAAUUCUAAAUUAUUUUCUUAUGGAGGUCGCGAAAUUCUUCUUAAAGAUGUAAUCCAAGCAAUGCCAACAUACGUUUGGGAUACUAAGGUUUUGGCUGAUUCCCACAUAUGUACUUCAACUAGACUUUGGGAGUAUCCAUUGUUGAACCAGUAUAAAUUAAAUGUUGAUGCUUCUAUUGACGAAGUUUCAAAUUCUAUUGGUAUUGGAGCUAUUCUUCAAAAUUCAAAUGGAGAUGGUGUUGCAUGUUUAUCUAAACCACUAUUCGGACUAUCAGUACAUGUAGUCGAAACUGAUUGUCUUGCAGCUGUGUCUGCCUUUGCUAAGAGAGAAACAUUUUUCAAUGACUUUGGGUCUUUGUUAGAGGAUAUAACAAGUUUGUUGUACAGAUUUUCAGGAGUGUCCCUAAUCCAUGUUCGUCGGUCGGCCAAUAUGGCAGCUCAUGAAUAG